AGGAGGAGAGAUGACUAGAAACGAUUCGGUUGUCCGUUUUAUGUGUGGAUUAAUUGGCAGAGUAGAGGAGCUUGUGCAUUUCAGCACAGAGCUGAAUGAAGAAGAGGGAAGGCCAUGUCUGAGAAGAAAUCCCGAAGUUCGGACAUCUGUCCCAAAUGCGGCAUCCGCAGCUGGAGUGCCGACGGCUACGUGUGGAGCUGCAAGAAACGCUCCCGGAGUUCUCGAAACGAUCCGGGCCUUCGGGGUCCGGAGGGGGUAGGGCCGAUUGAGGAGCAAGGAGCGCGUUCCACCUCAUGUCCGCGGAGACGGAGAGAGAGGAAGUGUAGCUGUACCGUAAUGGGGGAAGUCGACAUAGAUGUCCCCUGUCGGAAAGCCCUUUCUAGGCGCUCUCUCCGGCAGAAGUUCCAGGAUGCAGUGGGUCAGUGUUUCCCUCUCCGCACUGACCAUCGCCACCACCACCACGGCUGCCCAACGGGGGCCUACCAGGGGGCCUUUUCUGUGCUCCUCUGGUCCAAGCGUCCGAUCCAUGUCACGGAGCUCAUGCAGGACAAGUGCCCCUUCUCGUCCAAGUCAGAGCUGGCCCACUGCUGGCACCUCAUCAAGAAGCAUGCCACCCACCCCAGCGCCAUUGUGGGCCUAGAGGUUGCCCAAGCUGCCAAGGCUGCACAGGCUGCUGGCAAAGAACCAGUCCUGUCCACUUCCACAUCCCCACCUUCGACACCUCUUUCAUGGGAGGGCAUCUGCUUGAGUAGGCCCCUGAGCCUUGAGGACUGGGACCUCUCCCAUCCGCAUGGCAGAGCAGCCUAUGGUGGCAGCCAUACAGAUUACAUCCUAGUCCCUGACCUCCUGCAGAUCAACAACAGCCCGUGUUACUGGGGCGUUCUGGACCGCUUCCAGGCAGAGGAGCUCCUGGAAGGCCAGCCCGAGGGCACCUUCCUCCUCCGUGACUCGGCCCAGGACAAGUUCCUCUUCUCCGUCAGCUUCCGCCGCUAUAGCCGCUCCCUCCAUGCGCGUAUCGAGCAGAACGGCAAGCGCUUCAGCUUCGAUGGCCGCGAUCCGUGCAUGUACCGGGACCCGAGUGUGACGGGCCUGCUCCGGCACUACAGCGACCCAGCCACAUGCCUCUUCUUCGAGCCCCUCCUGUCCCGCCCUCUGGCCCGGACUUUCCCAUUCACCCUGCAGCACCUGUGUCGCGCAGUGAUCUGUAGCUGCACUACGUACCAGGGCAUCAAGAUCCUUCCACUGCCUCAUCAGCUCAGGGACUAUCUUAGGCAGUACCACUACAAGUGCAAUGGGGCUUGUGCAGUGUAAAACAAUGACAAUUUCUGACUUCAUAAUUAUAGUCCCAUGGGUUACUACUCUUCAAUAUUGACCAUGUUUCAUUGGUUUUUAGAGACUUGUGAAGACCCUGACUGCUACAGUGCCUUCAGAAAGUUUUCACACCCAUACACUUUUUACACA
This is a messenger RNA of Oncorhynchus kisutch (coho salmon), 1461 nucleotides long. RefSeq names its product suppressor of cytokine signaling 4 (gene socs4). NCBI's taxonomy places the organism in Eukaryota, Metazoa, Chordata, Actinopteri, Salmoniformes, Salmonidae. Bases 115 to 1311 code for a protein of 398 amino acids. Gene Ontology annotation, molecular function: 1-phosphatidylinositol-3-kinase regulator activity. Gene Ontology annotation, biological process: intracellular signal transduction; phosphatidylinositol phosphate biosynthetic process. Gene Ontology annotation, cellular component: phosphatidylinositol 3-kinase complex. The record is from RefSeq and is a predicted model, not a curated record. The transcript is spliced from 2 exons.